AUGGAGAACAUUUUCGCACAGCAACAAAUAGUCGAUGAUUUUGAACAGUUAACGCUAGUGAUAUGCAACCUGGACCAAUGUGCGUCAUCAGUGAUAUCGGAUAUAAUUAUGCAACACCCACCACAACAAGCCUAUGCUACCCUCAAGACAGUGUUAAUUUCGCGUUACACAAAACCUGUGCACCAGCAGAUAACACAGCUCCUGUGCCACGAGAAAAAUGGUGACAGGUCACCUUCAUACUUUUACUGCCAUUUAUGUGCUAUGGUGGACCCUUCUGUGUUCUCAGACACAUUACUUGUGCACAUCUGGCAACAGCAGUUACCUCCGCAGUUGUGCUUAACCUUAAUUGCUUACGAGGGCCGGCCAUUAAAUGAGUUGCUGCAAGUGGCUGAUAUACCACACUCCAUGUUCAACUCGCGCUCCACAGUGGCCAACGCCACAACCACCUUGACCAACGACACCAGCCGAGCACGGCCGGAGCCGAUUGAGGUGGCGCCUCCAGCUUGUGCUGCUACAAUCACACGAUGA
Messenger RNA from Schistocerca gregaria, 528 nucleotides. RefSeq lists its product as uncharacterized. Lineage: Eukaryota; Metazoa; Arthropoda; Insecta; Orthoptera; Acrididae. The record is from RefSeq and is a predicted model, not a curated record. The coding region runs from base 1 to 528 and encodes 175 amino acids. The transcript has a single exon.